Messenger RNA from Clunio marinus, 1165 nucleotides. The record is from the annotation of a GenBank genome assembly. NCBI's taxonomy places the organism in Eukaryota, Metazoa, Arthropoda, Insecta, Diptera, Chironomidae.
UUUAUUCUGACAAAUUUCUUUAUUUUGCUUAAUUGAAUAUUCCAAUUAAAUUUAUUUUCUUUGGAAUGCUUGACAAUUUUCUGUCUUAUUACACUUUGAUUGGUAAAAUCGGUGAAGGUUCAUUCUCAGAAGUCCUAAAAGUUAAAGAAAAGAAAAGCGGACAUUUCUAUGCAGCCAAACGAUUGACAAAAUAUUAUGCAAACUUGGAUGAAGUAAAAGCGUGUGCUGAAUUGAAGACAUUGCAAAAGCUUGAAUAUAAUCAAAAUGUUCUCAGUUUGGUGAACUUUAUCUUUGAAGAGCGAUGUGGAAAACUGACAUUGAUAUUUGAUCUCAUGGAUAUGUCGAUGUACGACUUUAUAAAAGAUCGCACAAAGCCUCUCUCGGAACGGAGAUGUAAAAAUUAUAUUUUUCAAAUCUUCCAAGGCUUACAUCAUUUACAUCGUAAUGGAAUUUUUCAUCGUGAUAUUAAACCAGAAAAUAUUUUAAUUCGUUCCGAAACGAGAUGGAGAAAUAACAUGAUAGGACCAGAUUUGAUACAAAUUGCUGAUUUGGGAUCAGUUUGUCAAACUGAUAAUCCUUUUCCACGUUCUGCGUACAUUUCAACGCGUUGGUAUCGAGCACCUGAAUGCUUACUGACGUCAGGAUAUUAUGGACAAAAAAUGGAUGUUUGGGCUGUUGGUUGUUGCUUCUUUGAAUUUCUCACAUUAAAUCCUUUGUUUCCUGGUGAUAAUGAGUUAGAUCAACUUCAUAAAAUUCAUCUCAUUCUUGGAUCACCAUCAAAUAUCAUUCUGAAUCGAUUUAAACACAGAAAUGUAAAUUACAAUUUUCCGAAAUGUAAGUCGGUGGGUUUACACAACCUUGUGCCGAAUCUUAGUGACUAUGGAAAUGAUAUAUUGAAGAAAACAUUGUCAUAUCAUCCUGAUACGCGAUUAUCAGCGAAGAAAAUAUUAGAACAUAUUUAUUUUAUUGAUCUUCAAUACAAAAAGAAAAGAAGUUCAUCGUCAACGAGUGCAUUAUUAAAGUCAUCAUCACUAACAUCGACAAACUCAUCUAAUCUGGGAAGGAAAUCAAUAAGAAAAAAUAGCAGUUCGCUUACAAAUUCACGGGGAUCUGAAUCAAGUAACAGUAGCAAGUACAGUAUUGUUGUAGAAAAACUUCAUGAAGC